Molecule: messenger RNA, 6323 nt
Organism: Meriones unguiculatus (Mongolian gerbil)
Lineage: Eukaryota; Metazoa; Chordata; Mammalia; Rodentia; Muridae
Gene: Znf646
Product: zinc finger protein 646
Exons: 3
Coding region: 480-5882 (1800 amino acids)
Biological process (GO): regulation of DNA-templated transcription
Molecular function (GO): DNA-binding transcription factor activity, RNA polymerase II-specific; RNA polymerase II cis-regulatory region sequence-specific DNA binding
Source: RefSeq, a predicted model, not a curated record
AGCGCCGGAAGCGUGUCCGUGUAGAAACACUGACCUGAGGGACAGGAAGUGUUCCUGGGCGGAAGUUUCCGGGGGAAGGUUUAGCUCCCAGGACACUUCCUGGUUCCUAGUAACAAUAGGAAGUGUCCGCGGAACUGGGGUAGACUCUUGGCGUAUACCAGCUGUGCCCUGUUACCUCUAUCUCCUCCUUUCUGUCCCCUCUUUCCCUCAUCUACCACUCCCGGGAACCCCUGGCUGAGUGUACGUGGGUAUGAGCUCGAGAACACUUGCACCAGCAACCACUUAGGGCUCGCGGCUGCAGUUAGGGUGAGGGUCCCAGUGCGCAGGCGCGCUCCCGUUCACGACCUCCAACGGACGCGCCGGCGGCGGGAACCAGAAGGCACUCCUGGUGCGAGGCCUUGGCUCCUUCUGCAGAGAAAGAUGCUGCUGCCACCUGUCUGUUCCUUCUGAACCUCCAAGUUUUUCUACCACAUCGCCCCAUGGAGGACAUGCCCCUUUCAUUUGGUUGCUCUGACUGUCAGAGACAGUUUCCUAACCUCCCGGAGCUGUCGCGGCAUCGAGAACUACUCCACUCAUCUGCUAACCAGGACGGUGAGAAAGUUGAUGGUGUCUCUCACCCCUGCCGCAGUCAGCAGUGUGAGCGUGGCUACCGUCACCCAGGGAGCUUGGCCAACCCCCAGCAGAACCACGGGAUUGGUCUUUUUCCCUGUACUACCUGUGACAAGGAUUUUGCUAAUCCCUUGGCCCUCCAGAGCCACAUAAGGACUCAUGCUCCUGAGGGCCACCAAAGGCAUGGGCCCCCACACGCCAAGGAAACCUCUCCACAUCAGAGCGAGCCAGUGUGCACUGACUCUUGGGGUCAAAGGCUUGGUUCUGGGGAAGGCUGGGAAAAUCAGACAAAGCAUGUACAAAAGACACAUGGUUGUGAAUCUGGAGCUGAUCCCAGGGCAGCUGCAGAUACUUGGGAAGAUCCACCUAGAAAACGAAGAGAGAGCUUAGAAAUCCAGCCAGAUCCUAAAGCAAGCGCAGAAGACUGGGUACCCGCCACCAGUUCUGAUGGAGCGCCACCACUCCCUACUCCAGCGAGCAGCCUCCUUAGCAAUUUGGAGCAGUAUUUGGCUGAAUCGGUAGUGAACUUCACGGAGCCCCAGGAGUCCACUGAGCUGCUUCCUGCUGAGGCGGAGCGAAAAUACAAGUGCAAUCAAUGCGGAAAGACCUAUAAGCAUGCCGGGAGCCUUACCAACCACCGGCAGAGCCACACUGUUGGCAUCUACCCUUGUGCCAUCUGUUUUAAGGAGUUCUCUAACCUCAUGGCUCUGAAGAACCACUCACGACUCCACGCCCAAUACCGGCCUUACCACUGUCCCCACUGUCCCCGUGCCUUCCGGCUCCCUCGGGACCUGCUGGAACAUCAGCAAUCCCAUGAGGGGCUAAAGCAGGAACAGCCAUGUGGCGAGAAAGAAAUGCCUACCACAAACGGACACGCAGAGGAAAGGGGCUGCGAUCAGCCACCUAAAACAGAGAUGCUCAAUGGCUCUGGGGAGCUCGGCACUUCUGGGCAGCUGGAGGAUGGUGGCCCAGAGGAGUAUCGACCUUUCUGCUGUGGGGACUGUGGCCGUACUUACCGUCAUGCAGGUAGUCUCAUCAACCAUCGAAAGAGCCACCAAACAGGUAUUUACCCCUGUUCCAUUUGUUCCAAGCAGCUCUUUAAUGCAGCCGCUCUAAAAAACCAUGUGCGUGCUCAUCAUAGACCCCGGCCAGGAGCUGGGGAAGAUGGUCAGUCAUCGGUAUCCUCAGGAAGGACGUUGGCUGAGGCUACCCCAAAAGAGGAAGAGGUCCCCACUGCCAACCUGGACCAUCGUCCCUAUAAGUGUAGUGAGUGUGGCCGGGCCUACCGCCACAGGGGAAGCCUGGUGAACCACCGCCACAGCCAUCAGACAGGGGAGUACCAGUGCUCGCUCUGUCCUCGAAAAUACCCCAACCUUAUGGCUCUGCGCAACCAUGUGCGGGUACAUUGCAAGGCCACACGCCGAAGUACAGACCCUGGGACUGAAGAUUCGCCUAGCCCCGUCAAGAAGGAGCAGCCUGACCCAGCGGGAGCAGAAGCCGCAUUUCACACAGAUCAGGAGCACACGUGCCAGCGAGAAGAGGCCACCAAUACCCUCUCAACAGCAAACAGGACGAUGCCACACAGGUGUAGCAUUUGUGGGAUGUUCUUUGAAGAUCUCAAGAGUCUCGAACGUCAUAACAUGACCCACAGGGCAGGGGAAGGGGACAAGAGCAGGACAGGCAGCACAGCAUCUCCGCCAAGAGCAUUUGCAUGCCGAGACUGUGGGAAGAGCUAUCGCCACUCCGGCAGCCUUAUUAACCACAGGCAGACCCACCAGACAGGAGACUUCAGCUGUGGGGCCUGUGCCAAGCAUUUCCAUACCAUGGCUGCUAUGAAGAGCCAUUUACGACGUCACAGUCGGCAGUGGAGCAGGAGGCAUCAGAAACGAGAUAGUAGUGCUGGGGAAGAAGAAGCCAAACUCCCACCUGUGGGUACCUGGACCCUGAAGUUGGAAAACCAUGAGGACCUGGAUUGUUCCCAAGACCCUUUGGGAGAAAGUCCUUGUGGUACUGAAGACGACCUGGAAAGGGCUGGAGACUGUUUGCAGGCUGGAUCUAAAGGCAACAAAUGUGAGCUUAAAAAGGAUGAAGCCUGUUUCCUGGGUGAUAAAGAGGGCACAGGCACUGAGGAAGGAUUAGAAAAGAAAGAGGCCUGUUUCCUCCACAACUUGAAUAUCCCAGGUGACGAGGAAAGCAGUGAAACUGGCUUUUGUGAUAGCCUCCCUGGGUUGGACAGUGACCAGAAGCCUGGUAUUUGCCAGUCGGACUCCUCCCAUCCUGCUGACGCUGACGCUGUCUGGAAGGCUGGAGUCAUUCACACAUGUUCUGAUUGCGGGGAUUCUUUUCCCAGUGCUGCCGGCCCAUUGAGCCAUAGGUCCUGCCACCCUCCAGGCAUCUAUCAAUGCUCUCUGUGUCCAAAAGAGUUUGAUUCUUUGCCUGCCCUUCGUAGUCAUUUCCAGAAUCACAGGCCAGGGGAGGUAGCCUCAGCACAGCCUUUUCUCUGCUGCCUGUGUGGUAUGAUCUUUCCUGGGAGGACCGGGUACAGGCGUCAUCUGCGCCAGGCUCAUGGCUCUUCUAGCAUAACUGAGGGCUCAGAAGAAGAAGAGGAAGGCACCUCGGAAGCAGCCUCUACCCGCAGUCCCCCCCUGCAGCUCUCAGAAGCAGAGCUGCUGAAUCAGCUGCAGCGUGAGGUGGAAGCUCUUGAUGGAGCAGGUUAUGGGCACAUUUGUGGUUGCUGUGGCCAGACCUAUGAUGACCUUGGGAGCCUGGAGCGUCACCACCAAAGUCAAAGUUCCAGCAAUAGGACAGAGAAUGUUCCUAGCCACUUAGAAGGAUCAGGUGAUGCAAUAGAAAUGGUUGCAGAUGAUGUCUUUGAGGGCACAGUGAUCUCCUUCUCAGAAGAAGGUGGGGACACAAAGUCUGAAGAGGGAGUAGGUGGCACAGUAGCAGACAGUCUUUGCAUUCAAAGUGGUGAAAACUCUCUGGAGUCCCACCCCCGCCCUUUCCAGUGUAAUCAGUGUGGGAAGACCUAUCGCCAUGGAGGAAGCCUGGUGAACCACCGAAAGAUCCAUCAGACAGGUGACUUCAUCUGCCCUGUCUGUUCCCGCUGCUACCCCAACCUAGCUGCCUACCGGAAUCAUCUGCGGAACCACCCUCGAUGCAAAGGCUCAGAGCCCCAGGUGGGACCCAUCUCAGGAGGCCACAGUGACUCCCAGAAGGUGGCAGAGGCAGAGCGGGAGCAGGCCUUCGUGGGGCAGCUCCAGGAAGAACUUAAGGUGGAACCCUCGGAGGAUCUGGCAAGGGAGAAGGAAGAAGUGUGGGAAGAGAGCACUGUGAAGGAGGAGGAAGCGGAGCAGAGGCUGGAGACGGGCAGUCAGACUGACGUCAGUUCUGAGCGCCCCUUUAGCUGUGAAGUGUGUGGCCGCACCUACAAGCAUGCCGGCAGCCUCAUCAAUCACCGGCAGAGCCACCAGACUGGCCACUUUGGCUGCCAGGCCUGCUCCAAAGGCUUUUCGAAUCUCAUGUCACUUAAGAACCACCGGCGCAUCCACGCAGACCCUCGGCAUUUUUGCUGCAGUGAAUGUGGAAAAGCCUUUCGCCUGCGGAAGCAGCUGGCCAACCACCAGCGGGUCCAUACUGAGCCACGUAGGGGUAAGGAGACCCAGAAAUUGCUUCGUGAGGAUUGGCCUUUCAGGUGUGGGCAGUGUGGCCAGACCUACCGCCAUGGUGGCAGCCUCCUGAACCACCAGUGCAACCAUGAGACAGGCCGUUACAGCUGCCCCUUCUGUUUUAAGACUUUUUCUAGUCGCACGGCCCUGAAAGACCAUCAGAGGCUGCAUUCUGACAGCCAACGGCGGAAAGCAGGAUGGCCCCAAAGGGCAGCAGCUGUACGUUGUGCCCUUUGUGGCCGUGGCUUUCCUGGGCAGGGAUCUUUAGAGCGGCAUCUGCAGGAGCAUGAGGAGACCAAACUAGAGCUGGCCAGUGGCCAGGGAGGCCAGCAUGGUACCGAAGGCAGUAAGGGGAACCUUGAUAGUGACUGGGAACUGCAGGGCAGCUCAGAUGGCAUUCAGUCAGUUCUGCCACUGGAGCGUGGAAGCAAGAGGCCGAGGGAACACAGUCAGAGUCCCAGUGGGCCGGCAGGUCCAGAAGUCACAGAAUCUUUAUCUUGGGAGGUGGGAAAGGUAGAUGGGUGUCAAGGAGACAGGGGACAGACGAGUCACAAUGGUGCCUGGGCUCUUGAGGAUCAGUUAACUAAGCCAGAAGGCAAGUUGGAAGUUGCUGUCUCCAGGAAUCCUCGUGACCCCUGUGAGAGCCAAUCCAAUGGUCCUGCUGUAAGUUCUAUGGAUAGCUGGGAUGAUAGAGACAGCAGCUCUCGGCUCCAACCAGAGAGCCACCCCUAUUGCAGCCAGUGUGGCAAGACUUACUGCCAGCCUGAUGGCCUCUUGAACCCCAGCAGUAACAGGAAAGACGGUCACAGUUGUUGGCCGUGUUCCAAAAAGUUCUUGAAUCCUGUGAGCCCUAAGAUCCACAACCACGUUACUGCCCAGCCCUUUGGUUGCAGUAACUGUAGCAAAGUGUGUGAGGCCCAUAGUGAACUGGCCACACACAUGCAGACUCACCACAUGAUCGAGCACAGUCAGGUGCCAGGUCAGACAGAGGAGACCAGAGAUCCACAAGCGGGCAUGGUAGAGGUGGAUCUCCCUGGUCCAGGGAAAGCUCAGGAGGCCCCAUCAGAACCUCCUAGAGACCCAGAAGAGAAUGGGAAGCCAGCUAAUGGAGGACAAGGAAUAAAUUUCAUAGCAGCUGAAGACAAGGAACGUCCAUUUUGCUGUGCCCAGUGUGGACGUUCCUACCGCCACGCUGGUAGCCUGCUGAAUCACCAGAAGGCCCACACCACUGGACUCUACCCUUGUUCCCUGUGUCCCAAACUUCUGCCCAACCUGCUGUCUCUCAAGAACCACAGCAGGACCCACACGGACCCUAAGCGCUAUAGCUGCAGCAUCUGUGGCAAGGCUUUCCGAACCGCUGCCCGGCUUCAGGGCCACGAACGGGUCCAUGCACCCCAGGAGGGCCCAUUCACCUGUUCUCACUGUCCUCGCCACUUCCGCCACCGAAUCAGCUUUCUGCGGCACCAGCAGCAGCACCAGGAGGAGUGGACAGUGUCUAGCUCAGGAGUUUCAGUGGCAUCAGCGGCAAGCAGAGGGGACUCAAGUACAGCCUCACUCCUGAACCCUUCACCCCAGUGGCCUGCAGACCUCAACUUCUCCCUCUGAACUUCGUCUCCAGAGAACAGCUCACUGAAGUUGGAGUACAGGCAGGGCAGGGAGAGGCUUGGAUCUCCACAUUUCUCUCAGGAGUUGCUUGGGCAUCCCCAUCUCCUCUGCCCACAAAGACAACCCUGAUCUGGUUUCUUUCUCGAGAAGGGCAUCAGGUAGUCUUCAUGUCUGCCCAUGAAGGAUCUCCUCCCAAGCCUGUGUCACCAUGUUCUUCAGGGCCAGGCUCUGCCAAAAUACUGGGAUGGCCAGAUUCUAAGCCAGGGAGAGGCAGAUUGAGAGUACCACAGGUGGGAAAGUUGCCUGUGGGAGGGGAGCCUUUUACUAUAGUUUGUAACUUAUUUUCUAAAAUCUAUUUUGUAACAAUUUAUUUAAGUUUUAAAAAAGGAAAAUUGCUCCCCAAACCCCACCCUCCAAAAAACAACUUUUUUUUUCACAACA